This is a messenger RNA of Phascolarctos cinereus (koala), 1910 nucleotides long. It is a transcript of the gene FSBP, whose product is annotated as fibrinogen silencer binding protein. Gene Ontology annotation, cellular component: nucleus. Lineage: Eukaryota; Metazoa; Chordata; Mammalia; Diprotodontia; Phascolarctidae. The record is from RefSeq and is a predicted model, not a curated record.
AGGCGUGGGCCUAAAUGAGGCUAGCCUAGUUAAGCCUGAUCUUUUUUUCUGUUUGUGAAAAAGAGCUGAGCAGAGCCAGAGACUGCAUGGUGGUUUCAGAAACUGCCUACUUAAUUCGGAAAUAACAAUGGUUGGAAAGGCUAGAUCUUCUAAUUUUACAUUAUCUGAAAAGCUUGAUUUGCUAAAGCUGGUGAAGCCAUAUGUUAAAAUUCUUGAAGAGCACACUAAUAAACAUUCAGUAAUAGUGGAAAAGAACAAAUGCUGGGAUAUCAUAGCAGAUAAAUAUAAUGCUAUUGGAGUAGAUCGCCCUCCUCGUACAGCACAAGGCCUGCGUACCCUCUAUAAAAGGCUCAAAGAAUACGCCAAACAGGAGCUCUUGCAGCAAAAGGAGACUCUGUUAGAUCAUAGGAGCAGUAUUUCUGAGCCAACCAAGAAAGUUGUGGAAAUGAUUCCCCAGAUUUCCAGUGUAUGCCUAGGAAGAGACAAGAACAGUAUACAAAGUGCAAACGUGGAUAAGGAAGCGCAUGCAGGUACCAGUUUGCCACAGGUGAUGUUGGAUCACCAUCCUGUUGCUAUUACAGUGGAGUUGGACCAAGAAGAAGAUAUUAAGCCACCUCCUUCACUAGUUGUAGAUUCUCAACAGAAUGAGACAUUAGAGCAAAGAGAAGAACAUGAAUUGGUCCGUAUUAUGGAAAGAUCUUCACCUUCGCUUUCCUCUGUUGAUACAAGAAUGACAUUGUCGCCAUCUUCUCUUCCAAGGAGAGAUGAAUUUUUUAGACAUGAAAGUGGAGAACAUUUUAGACCAUUAUUUGGAUAUGAUCCACAAACAUUGCAAAUGAUGAAGGAGGAACAUCAGAUAAUUUUAGAAAAUCAAAGAAAAUUUGGACUGUAUGUUCAAGAAAAGAGGGAUGGAUUAAAGAGAAGACAGCAGCUUGAAGAAGAGCUUCUAAAAGCAAAAAUCAAAGUGGAGAGGCUGAGAGCAAUACGCUUAAGACGUGAUCUUCCUGAAUACAACAGUCUCUAAAUAUUUAUCUUUUUUGUCUGAAUAAUCUGAAAAUUUCAUCUGAUUUAUUUGAUUAAAUGGUUUUGACAAAGUCAGUUCCAUAAGGCAAUGUGCUAGAUCAUAAUACAUAUUCUUAAAAUACUAAUUUCCCACUAUUAUAAGAAAACUCUUUAGAAAAGCUUAUUUUGGAUCUUUUGAUUGUGUCAUAUGUCUGUAAUACACAUUUUAAAAUUUCCUCCUGAAUUUUAUUUGUGAGGAGUUUUAAUAGCUGGUCUUAAAGACGUUUUUACUUUUUUUUCAUUGGAGUACUCAAUCUUUAAGAGAGGGAAAAUGCCAAUUAGAGAUUUUCUAAUAAUCUUUUAAAAUAUUUUUAAGUGUUCUGAUAAUCUAAUAAGAGCUAGUUGCUUUAUACGACACUGAUUUUCGUACUUUAUUCUCUUUAAAAAAAUAAAUUUUUUGAUGCCUUUUUACAUUGCAGUCAUUUUUGGAACUACUGCCCUUCUCUGUCCCACAGUUGAAUCCUCCCUUGUAACAAAGAAAAACAGUUAAGCAAAAACACCAGAUACAAGUGACCUUUACUGACAACGUAUACAACAUUCUGUCCUAAUAUAAGUCUACUACCCGUUUGCUGAGAAAGAGAAGGUCACACCUUAAUCUUUUUAAAGACUAAAUCAUAGAACCAUAGAAUUUUAGAGCUGGAAUGGACCUUAUUAGAAAUCAAACCCUCCCAUUUUAUAGAGGAGGAAACUGAGAUGCUUAGCAAAAGUCACAACACAGAUCUGGCAUUAGAACCCAUUUCUGAUUUAGAGUCCAGUCAUCUUUUUUAUUAUGCCACAAAUUACACCACCCAUUUUAAAUAUUCCUGAUUGUGGUUAGCAGCUUAGCAAAAAAAAAAAAGUGUGUAUAU